Messenger RNA from Zingiber officinale, 2379 nucleotides. RefSeq names its product far upstream element-binding protein 2-like. The transcript is spliced from 7 exons. NCBI's taxonomy places the organism in Eukaryota, Viridiplantae, Streptophyta, Magnoliopsida, Zingiberales, Zingiberaceae. The record is from RefSeq and is a predicted model, not a curated record. Gene Ontology annotation, molecular function: mRNA binding. Gene Ontology annotation, cellular component: cytoplasm. Gene Ontology annotation, biological process: regulation of gene expression. The coding region runs from base 105 to 2168 and encodes 687 amino acids.
AAUGCACCCGUGGCAGCCCUCCGAUUAGGGUUUCCAAGGUGCGUCCCCAAGUCGCCUCUUGUUCGCGUUACCUGCCGCCGUCGCGUCCGCCAACAUCUGCGGUCAUGGCGGAAGACCUCCACUACUCUUCGCGACUCGAUAACAAGAGAAAGUUCGAGGAGCCGGGAGAUGGCGGCGUUCCUUCGCCUCCCGCGAGGAGACCGUCAGGCUUCUCGGCGCCGAUCGCCUCGUCGUCUCCUGACGGCUGUUCCGGAGGCGCUGCUCCCGCCCAACAAUCUUACAACAGCGUCCCUCCGCCCCUUGAUGGGAUCCAGCUCGCCAAGCAGCGUGCCCAGGAGAUCGCUGCGAGGUUAUUCAGUGAUGCUGAGGCCAAACGCCCUAGGGUCGAGAAUGGAGGAGGAACGGGCGAUUCGAAGGAUACCAAUUUCGGAUCUGCUAUCGGUGACAAUAUAUUGAAGCCUAUUAGCCAAAAACUACCUUCUCAAACCAGCUUCACUUCCCACCCAUUACCCUCUUAUGGCUAUCAGGGUUCAAGUAAAAAGAUUGAGAUUCCAAAUGGAAGGGUUGGUGUAAUCAUUGGGAAAAGUGGAGAGACUAUAAAAUACCUUCAGCUUCAAUCAGGGGCAAAGAUUCAAGUAACGAGAGAUAUGGAUGCUGAUCCCAACUCACUGACUAGGUCAGUAGAAAUUGUGGGUACAUCUGAACAGAUUAGCAGAGCUGAGCAGUUAAUUAACGAUGUUCUUGCUGAGGCUGAUACUGGGGCUUCAGCUACGAUUGCUUCUAGGAAAUUGGGUAGUGUUCAGCCUGGUGCAGAACAAUUUCAAAUGAAGGUUCCAAACAACAAGGUUGGUAUGGUGAUUGGUAAAGGUGGCGAGACAAUUAAAAGCAUGCAAGCAAGGUCUGGUGCACGUAUACAGGUGAUACCUCUUCACUUGCCACCUGGUGAUAUAUCUACUGAAAGAACAGUGUAUAUUGAUGGCACACAGGAGCAGAUUGAAAUAGCAAAACAGUUGGUCAAUGAGGUUAUUAGUGAGAAUCGUGCCAGAAAUCCAGCUAUGGCUGGAGGGUAUUCUCAGCAGGGUUACCAGGCACCUCGUCCUCCAACAAGUUGGGUUCCGCCUGGUGCACCACCCACACAGCAACCUGGUUAUGGUUACAUGCCACCUGGAGCUUAUCCUGGUCCACCGCCUCCGUAUAAUUUGCCCCACCCAUCUUAUGGAGGCUAUCCUCCUGGAUGGGACGGAACAUCUAAUCAAACUUCUCAGCAAACUGCACCAGCUACUGGAUACGAUUACUAUAAUCAACAAUCUCAACAGCAGCAACCGUCUCUUGGGGGAUCCACUACUGGUAGUGCAGGCUACAACUAUGGACAGCCACUUCCUAAUUACAGCAAUCAGACAUCCUAUGGCGAUGCUGCUUACCCUCAGACAUCUGUUGGGCAACAAAGUUAUGUCCAAGAUGGAUAUUCUAGUGGGUAUAAUGCCCCUGCAUUGCAACCUGGUUAUCCUCAGACUACACCCAACCCUCAAGGUGGUUAUGAUCAGCAGGGCUAUAGCUCUACUCUUAGCUAUGGCACAGUUGCUGCUCCGUCUCAAGAUGGAUCUGCUAAUGCUUAUGGUGCUCCAGGUGGAUCUACUCAAGCACCUCCUGCUCAACAGCCUCCAUUGAGUCAACCACCAAAUAACAAUACUGCUGGCUAUCCUUCACAAGCAACAGCUCCAUCAGGAUAUGGCAUUUCACCCACAUCACAGCAGGGAUAUGGGAGCCAACCCACUGCCCCUACUGGAUAUGGUCAAGCAGCACCCCCUAGUUAUGGACAGCCUCCUCCGGCCCAGACACCACCUUCUCAGUCUCUUUAUGGACAAGGCCAAGCUACUUCCGCUCCAGCUGGCUAUAUGCAAUCCACUCCUGUGCAACCAGGUUAUGGUCAAUCUCCAGUCUCUCAAUCCGCUUAUAGUCAACAGCAAUCUUAUAAUGUAGCGCCACAUGGCCAAUCAGGUUAUGGCAAUCAACAGCAGCCACCAUACACUAAUUCUUAUGCGAGUGGUGGUAACUCACAGCCUCCUGCAUACUCUAGUGACAAUGCAACUCAAGGGACCUAUGAUACUUCUGCUGCUGCCCCUUCUGCCCCUGGUGGUGCACCUGCAACGAAUUCACAUGCAACUUGAUGAUGCUGUCCGGUAAGUCACAUAGGACUGUAGUUUGUGAACUCUUUAAUCAUUUCUGUAUCUGUUUAAGAAUUGUUUUCUGUCAUUUUUAAUGUGGUGUUCAGAGUUUGAUGGUUGUGUAAUCUAGGUUAUUGAACUGCCAGUAUCUUUGUUAUCUUUUAUUUUGUUUGCAAUACUCUGAAUUAUUAAGAACAAUAGUUCGUUGGUCUCA